This is a messenger RNA of Spirodela intermedia, 1170 nucleotides long. NCBI's taxonomy places the organism in Eukaryota, Viridiplantae, Streptophyta, Magnoliopsida, Alismatales, Araceae. The record is from the annotation of a GenBank genome assembly.
AUGGAAUCUCCUGCUACGGACGAGAGCUUGAAGGCAGCGGAGAGGAGGCAACCCGACGGUCUCCGGCGGGUGGACGUUGCCCUCCGGGCGGCGGUAUUCGUUCUCGAAGCUGUGGCAGUCGGUUGCCUCCUCACCGCCAACCAGACGAAGACGGUCGCCUUGCCGUUUGCGUCGUUUCCAAUGUCCGUAGAGGCCAAGUUCAGCCACUCCUCCGCCUUCGUGUAAGCGAGAGAGAGAGAGAGAGAGAGAGAGAGGAGGGUUUGUGAGGGAAGAUUUGCUGACUUGGUUGCGAGUGGUGCAGAUACUUGCUGGUGGCGUCGUCGGUGGUCGUAGUCUACACCGCCGCCUCCGCCGUGUCCGUGCUCCGGCUGUCGAAGUCGGUUCAUCCCAGUUUCCUGCUGCUCGUCCUGGUCUUCCUCGACGCGGUAAGGGCAUGGUUUCCUCAAGCCGCCGUCGCCGGAGGCGUUGACUUUAAUUAUUUCAUAGUCUGCCAUAAGAAUCUUUCUUCAUGGAGACCUGUAUCCUGUCUAGAGAUCUCGGCACGGUUUCAAAAAUAGAAAAACGAAGCAGAAAAUUUCCAACUUUUUUGGUAAAAGGAUGAACGUCAGUUAAUUAGGAAAGAAAAUCAUUUUCGUCAUCAUCAACCAUGCCCUUUUAAGUAUGGCGUAUUUUGCAACCGAGAAUAUUUAAAUGCAAAAUAUUCUCAAAUUAGAAAAAAAAAACAUGAUUUCCCUGAUUAAUAUCUACCAAAAUUAACCAUGGAAAUCCCUUUUCGUUGAUUUUUUUUAAAUAUUGACAUUUUUCACACCAACUCUACGAAGUAUCCACAAGUUGAGAUGUUAUGUUGCUCAAAUUAUUAUUUUUUUAAAUGAGAAUUUUGGAGAUUAUUUUCCCGAUCUAAAGUAAAAUUCGUUAAUCGGGAAAACAAACCCUUUUCGACAGGCGAUGGCGGCGAUCAUGGCAUCAGGAGCGGCGGCGGCGGCCUCCGCUGGAUACGUCGCCCUCAAAGGCGACGACCACCCGGGAUUGAACGUCUGCAACGUGUACGGCAGGUUUUGCAUGCAAAUGGGCACCUCGAUCCUCCUGUCUCUUCUGGUCGCAGUACUCCUCUUAAUGCUCGUCUUCUCCUCCGCUUUCUCUCUCUACCGCCGUGGCCGCCAACUCUCCUGA